Hydra vulgaris (swiftwater hydra) is the source of this 1736-nucleotide messenger RNA. Its product is annotated as neuronal acetylcholine receptor subunit alpha-10. Gene Ontology annotation, cellular component: plasma membrane; synapse; neuron projection. Gene Ontology annotation, biological process: chemical synaptic transmission; regulation of membrane potential; nervous system process. Gene Ontology annotation, molecular function: transmitter-gated monoatomic ion channel activity involved in regulation of postsynaptic membrane potential; excitatory extracellular ligand-gated monoatomic ion channel activity; transmembrane signaling receptor activity. The record is from RefSeq and is a predicted model, not a curated record. Lineage: Eukaryota; Metazoa; Cnidaria; Hydrozoa; Anthoathecata; Hydridae.
GUCUAAUUAUAAACUAACAAGAAAAAGAGUUUCUCAGUUUAUUAACUUCGUAAACAAAGAAAUUCUUUUUGAGCUGGAUUCAUUUGUCUAUAUCUGCAAAGAGUUUAAUUCAUUUGAUAAAGUUUUAACGCAUAAAGUAAAAGAUUCUUGUUCGCUAAUUAUUUUUAGUUUAAACAGAUGUGUUUUUCGUUAAACUUAGACAAAUUGACUUGAAUUUAAAAUGACAUAAGAAACUUAACAACAAUCAAAAAAUCUUUUUACAGAAAAGUUAAAAAAUAACUGGAAGAGCUUGAAGUGAUUUUGAAAAUGAUUUUGUAUAUUUAUUUAUUAACUGUUGUGGCGAUCACAAAUGCUGAAAACACACGGGACGAAGUUGAGUUGAUAAAAAAUCUUAUUAGGGCAGAACAUUCAGAUGCAUUGCCAAGACAUCCUGGACAACCUGUAAAUAUGACAUUUGAUAUUGCAUUGCAUCAACUUUUGGAAUUGGAUGAAAAAGUUGAGAUACUAAUGGUUGUUGCAUGGAUUCGAAUGUUCUGGCAUGACCCGUUUAUGAUUUGGAAUGCGACUGAAUGGUCGGGCAUAAAUAGUGUGACAAUCUCUCCAGACAAAAUUUGGAAACCUGACUUGACUCUUUAUAACAACGCUGAAAAUAAUUUCCAAGGCUUUGAUCAGUAUGGCAAAACAAAAAUUACAGUUUAUAAUAAUGGCGAAAUUGUGUGGUUUAUACCAUCUGUAUUACGAGUUUCUUGCAAGCUUGAAAUGACAUACUUUCCAUUUGAUGUCCAAACUUGCCCUCUCAUAUUUGGAUCAUGGUCGUUUGACCAGGGAAGUUUAGAUAUUCAUCUAAAGAAUUCAACGGGGGACUUAACUCAAAUGACAAAAAACGGAGAGUUCGUUAUAGAUGAUUUUAAAGCCUCACGUAAGUCUUUAUUGUAUCCGUGUUGUAAAACGCCAUACGCAGUGUUGACAUAUAAUGUUACGCUACGCCGACGAGCCAAGUUUUAUCUCUUUAACCUUAUUCUUCCUGGAGUUUUAAUUGCAUUGCUAUCGUGUUUUUCAUUUUUUCUUCCGCCAAUGUCUGGCGAAAGAACUGGAUUAGUUAUAACUAACUUUCUAUCGUUGUCAGUUUACAUACUUAUAGUUUCGGAUUCUGUACCACCAAGUUCCGACACUGUUCCUCUACUUGUCAAAUUUUACACCAUCUUGGUUACUGAAAUCGGACUUGCUUUAAUGGCAAAUUGCGUUGUGAUUUCAUUGGUUGUAAAAACAAACCCGGUUCCAAGUUGGGUGCGUACUGUUUUUCUUCAAAACCAUUGGAAAAAAUUAUACAGUAUUUUACGUUCUAUGCUAUCUGCAAAAUUUCAUCAUAAAGAUUCAGAACAUCACAAUAAGAAUAUGGAAAGAGAAAAUAACAAAUUAAAUGCCACACCUUUGUUACAUACAGGUUUUAACCAAAAUGAAACUGUAAAUAUAGAGGAAACGGAACAAAAUUCUGUGCAAGAUACUACUUUCAGUUCCCCUGAGAAAAUAUGCUAUUUAAAAAACAUUAGCGACUUUUUUGAUAGGUUUGCUAAGGAUGACGAAGUACGUAAAGACUGGGAAAAUGUAGUUAAAUCCAUUGAUAACAUUUGUUUCUUGGUAUUUAUAACUGUAAUUUUAGCAAGCGUAAUUUUAGUGUUUUCAAAAGGUCCACAAAUUAUCUUGUAAAUAAAUUUAAAAAUAUUUUCUCUCUUAAA